CCUCUCUCUUUCUCUCUCUCUCUGCGUCAAAUGAUGCAUCAGCCAUCCCCCCCUCCCCUCUCUUAGGAGUCUCGAGCUCCGGACGUAUAUAAAGUUGGGACGGGAGGCAGGAGCGCGUGCACUUUCCUCUCGCUCUUUUCUCUCUUUCCUCGUCCACUCUUUCUUUCACUCUUUUUCUUCCUCUCUGACACUCCUCUCCGCAGAUCAUGGCGUUUACCGGCGACUUGUACUCGAGCUCGUACCGGCGGAUAUACUCGGACGCACCGCGCCGCAUGACCUCCGCGUCGUCCCGGUACGCGCACGCGGCGCCCCGCGUGGGCUCGCGCCUCGCGCUGGACGCCACGACGGACCUCGCGCACACGGCGGCCGUGACCAACGAGAUGAAGAUCAUCCGCACGAGCGAGAAGGAGCAGCUGCAGGGCCUGAACGACCGCUUCGUCUGCUUCAUCGAGAAGGUGCGCGCGCUCGAGCAGCGCAACCGCGCGCUGGAGGCCGAGGCUGCGCAGCUGCGCGAGCGCCACCGCGAGCCCUCGCGCCUCCGCGACCUCUACGAACGCGAGGUGCGCGACCUGCGCGCGCGAGCCGACGAGCUGGCGCGAGACGCCAGCCGCCUCCGCGUGGAGCGCGCGCAGGCCGGCGAAGCGCUGGAGAGCGCGCGCGAGCAGCUGGCCGAGGAGACGCGCCGGCGCGAGGAGGCGGAGAGGGGCGCGAGCGGCUGCCGGCGGGACGCGGAGGAGGCGGCCCUCGCGCGCCACGACCUGGAAAGGCGCGUGGAGGCGCUGCUGGAGGAGAUCGAGUUCCUCAGGAGGGUGCACGAGGAGGAGCUGCGCGAGAUGCAGGCAGCACUGCAAGCCACGCAGGUAUCGGUGGAGAUGGACGUGAGUAGACCGGAUCUGGCCGUGGCUCUGAAGGACAUCCGCUCUCAGUAUGAAGCUCUUUCCUCCAGGAAUCAGCUGCAGGCGGAUGAGUGGUACCGCUCCAAGUUCGCCAGCGUCACCGAGGCGGCCUCCCGCAACAACGACGCCAUCAAACAGGCCAAAGACGAGCUGGGAGACUGCCGGCGGCAGGUACAGGCUCGCACCCUGGAGGUAGAGGCCCUCAGGGGCCACAACGAGGCUCUGGAGAGGCAGCUGGCCGAGAUGGAGGAGCGCCACAGCAAUGAAAUCAGCGAGAUGCAGGAGGCCAUCCAGCAACUGGAGGAGGCCCUGCGGGGUACCAAAGGAGAGAUGUCCCGUCACCUGCGAGAGUACCAGGAGCUUCUGAAUGUAAAGAUGGCGCUGGACAUCGAAAUUGCUGCCUACAGGAAGCUUCUGGAAGGUGAGGAAACUCGUCUGAGCACCGUGAGCGGCGCCUUGCUCCAGUCCGCCUACCCCGGCAUGUCCUACACCUCCGGCAGAACCUUCAUGCUCGGAGCUUACAGGACUACCAUAGCCAAACCUGCUGAGGAGGAAGAGGAAGAGGAGGCUGAGGAAGAGGAAGCAGAGGAAGAGGAGAAGGAAGAGGAAGAAGCAGCAGAAGAGGAGGAAGGAGAAGGUGAAGCAGAAGCUGAAGCAGAAGCAGAAGGCGAGGAAGAGGAGGGUGAAGGAGAGGGAGAGGGAGAGGAAGAAGCAGAGGCGGAAGCUGAGGAGGAAGAGGAAGGAGGAGACGAGGAAGAAGCAGGAGAAGAGCAGGAAGAGGCCGCUGAAGAGGAGGAAGAGGGGAGCGGCGAAGCUGAAGAAGAGGUAGAAGAGGAGAAGGAGGAAAAGAAAGAGGAGAAGAAGAAGGAGGAGAAGAAGCAGGAGAAGAAGCAGGUAGAGGAGAGCAAACCAAAGGAGAAAGAAACAAAGAAGGAGGAGAAAAAGGAGGAGAAGAAGGAGGAGAAGAAGAGCGAAAGCAAAGCGAGCAACAACAACAAGCCGGAGAGCAAGAGCGAGAAGAGCGACGGCAGCAAAGCAGAGAAAUCAGCUCCUGCUGCCAAGAGCAAGUAGAGCCACCGCUGCCCUCCAUACCCCCACCCUCCGUACUGUACUCUCCCAAUACCUCUCUGAUCAUCACACACUCGCGCACACUCCCUCACACACACUCACGCACACACACUUUCUCAGAACCUGCAUUCACACUAGGAGAACGACUGAGCACGACCAAUAAACCUAAAAGAGUUAUUUCCUAAAAGAGCUCCCAAUUUAAAACCACGGUUUAGUGCCAAACAACACAAGCAAGUGACUCAACAACAGAUUGUCAAGCUACUAAGACACUAAAAGACACAAUUAAGCGACAAGUAACAAGUGACACAACGACAAAAUGACCAGCGACUAAACUAAGAGCGUAUGCAAUGUGUAUUUGCGAUUUAGCGACAAGCGAGGAAAGACUACACAGUUCAUAAUCCCAAUUUAGCAACAAGCAAUACAACGACAGAGCGACAAUUGACAAAAGAGGACACGACGAAAGAUUACAGUUUAUAACGACAAUUUUACGACAAGCAGUUCAACAACAGAGUGACAAUUGACAAAAUAAGCAAUUUGAUAAGAAGCAAUAACAGAUUACACAGUUUCAAAACAUUAUUUAAUGUCAAACGAUGAAAGAGUACAAAGUUUGUUAUCCCAAUGUAAUUAAAAAACGACUAAAGAGUACAUAGUUUGUAAUUACAAUUUAAUGACAAGCGACGAAACAGUACGAAGUUUCUUAUCGCGAUUUAGCGACGUUUCGAUGUCGCUAAAUCGAAAAGCAACAAAAGGACACACUUUGUAAUUAUGAUUUAACGACAAGUGACAUAAUGACAGAGCAGCAAGCGACGAAAGAGUACAAAGUUUGCAACCACGAUUUAACAACAAGCAAUACAAUGACAAUUUAACCACCAUCGAUUAAAGAUUACACACUUUGCAAACAUGAAUUAAGGACAAACGAUAAUGACAGAGCAAUAAGGGACAAACUAGUGCACUUACUACAGUUUACUGACAAGCGAUGAAAGAUUACACAGUUUGUAAUCCCAAUGUAAUGAAAAAUGACGAAAAACAAGCGACAUGAUGACAAAGCAACAAGCAACAAAAAAGACACAAGUUUCUAAUCACGAUUUAGCAUCAGGACACAGUGAUAAGCGACGAAAUUACGAUUACGAUUUAAAGACAAGUGACAUGAUCACAGAGUAGCAAGCGACGAAAGAUUACACAGUUUGCAACCAUGAUUUAAUGACAAGCGACAAAACGGCAGAGACAUGUGACACGAAGACAGAGCAACAAGCGACAAACUAGUGCACAGUUAUAACCACAAUUUAACGACAAGCGACUUAAGAGUACACAGUUUGCAAAAGAGUACACAGAUUGUAACCAAAAUUUAACAACAAGCAACACAACAAAUUCGAUAUGUCACCUGCUAUUGUGAAUGCAGGGUCACACACACACAAGCACAAACACUCGCGCAUGCAUGCAAGUGCACCCACACACACACAUCUCUUACUGGGUACAGUCAGGUUUACAAACGGUCUGCUACUCUCUUAAAACAGGUGGUCUGUAAUGGUUCUGAAGUAAAGGCAUUGCUACGAUGGAGAACCAGUAAAAAAAUAUACGUGAUUUUACAGUUUAUCACCACAGUUAUUGGAAUUCUCUGAACUAAAGAACCCUCUAGAGGGUAUAGUCGCCUACAGACAGCAAAUAGACAGCCACAGACCAACAGACAGCUUUGUCUACUGCAGACUCCACCAUACUGACUGAACUGAUUAAUCCAUAACAGAAGAUAAGCCAACAGACAGCAACAGACACCAGUAGACACCAACAGACAACAACAGAAGCUAACAGACAUCAUUAUACCAACAGACAGAAACCAAUAUUAAAGCAACAGACAGCAACAGAAACCAAGAGACAGCAACAUAAGCCAACAGACAGAAAAAUAAGCCAAUAUAAAAAGAAACCAACAUACAUCAUUAUAUACCAACAGACAUCAUUAUACACCAACAGACAGCAACAGACCGAAGAUAAGCCAACAGACAGCAAAAGAAGUCAACAUACGUCAUUAAAAACAAACAGACAGCAACAGAAAACAACUUACACCAACAGACACCAACAGAUGGCAACAAAAACCCACAUACACCAACAGACAGGAAAAUACACCAAGAAAAAAACAACAGACAUCAUUAUACACCAACAGACAGCAACAGAAACCAACAGACAUCUAUCUACAACAAACAGAAAGCAACAGAAGCUAACAUUACAGCAACAGACACUAACAGACAUCUUUCUACAACAAAAAGACAGCAACAGAAGCUAACAGACAGCAACAGACAGCAAAAUAUACCAACAAUACAGAACCAGAAGCCAACAGAAACCAACAGACAGCAUUAUACACCAACAUACAGCAACAGAAACCAACAGACAGAAAAAAUACACCAACAGACAUCAACAGAAACCAACAGACAUCAACAGAAACCAACAGACCCUCAACAGAAACCAACAGACAGAAAAAAAUACAUUAACAGACAGCAACAGAAACCAACAGACAUCAACAGACAGUAAAAAAUACACCAACAGAUGGUAAAAUACACCAAAAUACGGUAAAAGACAGCAACAGAUGGAAAAAACAACAGACAUCAUUAUACACCAACAGACAGCAACAGAAACCAACAGACAUCUAUCUACAACAAACAGAAAGCAACAGAAGCUAACAUUACAGCAACAGACACUAACAGACAUCUUUCUACAACAAAAAGACAGCAACAGAAGCUAACAGACAGCAACAGACAGCAAAAUAUACCAACAAUACAGAACCAGAAGCCAACAGAAACCAACAGACAGCAUUAUACACCAACAGACAGCAAUAGAAACCAACAGACAGAAAAAAUACACCAACAGACAUCAACAGAAACCAACAGACAUCAACAGAAACCAACAGACCCUCAACAGAAACCAACAGACAGAAAAAAAUACAUUAACAGACAGCAACAGAAACCAACAGACAUCAACAGACAGUAAAAAAUACACCAACAGAUGGUAAAAUACACCAAAAUACGGUAAAAGACAGCAACAGACGGAAAAAACAACAGACAUCAUUAUACACCAACAGACAGCAACAGAAACCAACAGACAUCUAUCUACAACAAACAGAAAGCAACAGAAGCUAACAGACAGCAACAGACAGCAAAAUAUACCAACAAUACAGAACCAGAAGCCAACAGAAACCAACAGACAGCAUUAUACACCAACAGACAGCAACAGAAACCAACAGACAUCAACAGAAACCAACAGACAUCAACAGAAACCAACAGACAGAAAAAAAUACAUUAACAGACAGCAACAGAAACCAACAGACAUCAACAGACAGUAAAAAAUACACCAACAGAUGGUAAAAUACACCAAAAGACGGUAAAAGACAGCAACAGACGGAAACAGACUGAAAGUAGCUCGAGCCCUUAGCACACUAAAAGAACACUUUGGGGACCAUUUAAUAGAAAAGUUUAAGGAUGGUGAAAGGAAUGCAUGCCUUAAUGAAACAAUAACGAACUAUAAAACUGUGAAAUGUGAAAAUGGGUCUGGAGACCUCAGUGCCCGGCCAUCAUCCCUCAUCUGCCAUCAUUCCCUGAAGGAAGGAGAAUGAGUGAAGGAAGACCGCCACCUCCACUGCAGUAGAACCCACUGUCCCCACUGGUUCCAACUUUACGGUGCUAUUAUUCGACUCAAACAGCAAGUUGGACGUCAAUGGGUUCAGAGGGCAAACAGCACAACUUUAAAAACAGCAGGUGCUUCUCUGUUCGAGGUCUUGAGUGAAUUAUACCAGCCGAGAAAUCCCACCAAUGUUCACCUCAUUUACCCCGACGUUCACCCCAGAAUCACCCUGCGUUCACCCUACGUAUCACCCCCAGUCAAAUGUAAUACUAGAGUAGCUAUAAGCGCACUAUUGAAUGUCUAUUUCUUGGGACUGUCCGAGCUAAACAUACGUCUCGGACAGUAUGUACUACUGUAUGUAGAACAUUUGACUAAUGUUCUAAUAUAAUAUUUCACACGUUUACCAUCUACAAUAUCCAUAACCAGCACUACGCCGAUGUUCUACCACCCAUCCAUCCGCCUUCUGUUUAAUUGCGACAGUCGCUGCUCAGCAAACGCGGCUACUAUUAAGAUUCGCCGAUGAACGGUAAACUGAGGAGGGCUAGUGGACUUUCGAUCUGAGGGAUGGACGUGCAUUUUGCAUCCAAUGCAGUUCAUCCAGGAAUUAAAUAUUAUGAUUGUGAAGAUUUUAAAAAGACUGCUGCUAUUUAUCUUCCUAUUCCUGCUACUUUUACGUUAGAAAAAGAACCUCCUCCACUCGAUUGGUUCACUCUCAAUGGAAUUUUUGUAAUUUUCCAACGUGUUAAAACAGGAGUCUUCAACUGUUUGGGAAUUAAAUAUACUGUAUAGAACAAAUAUAGAAAAUUAAUGUGCAUUAGAAGAUGAGAAGAAUGUUUUUCUUCUCAUCUUCAGUGUUGAGGUCUGGAUGUUGAGGUUUCCAGAUUUUCUGGAGAUGGUGUUGGUGGUUUAUCAGGUCUUACAGGGGGUUGUUAUGGGUCUCGUACCGAUUUUAAAGCUCUUUCUGCUUUUCAUAAUGCAUGUCAUCCCAGACACAUUUAAUAAUGAUGAAGUCUGGAAUCUGGGCCUUUGAUUGGAGGUGAUGUUGGUGAUGUUGGUGGUCUACCAGGUCUUGCAGGGGUUGCUAGGGUUCCUAUGUUUAAGCCUAGAAGUUGAAGAGCAUUUCUUAUUCUCACCCUGCAAGCUGUGGGUGGUCUGCAAGGUCUUACAGGAAGUUGUUAAGACCCGUUUCCAUUUUUAGCAAGGCCUUCAAAGUGCUGAUACAAUACGACCUCUGUACAAUUUUUUGAUUUUGUAUUUUAAAACCAUGUUUGCAGGCUGGUAUAUCAAAUAUUGACUUUAAUAUCACCUUAAAUGUAACUUAAUACCAAAUUUAGAGACAUACAUCUAAUAUAUUGCCUUUAAUACCACCACUUAUUUAUAUUUUUAUGUGACUAAGUACCCCCAUUAUAUUUGCCCAUAUAAAUGGGCUGUCUGUCCACAGUGUGGGCUUUGUCUCUGAAAUGAGAUUGAGUGGAUUGACCUCAUUACUGGGCAGUUGGUUGUGACAGGUCUGGCUCUUUGCUGGUCUUGCAAGUGGCAGGUAACGUGACUGGUAGUUAAGGGUAGUUAAGGGCUAUUACCAAGACAUUUAACCCUUUGUUGUAGCAUAGAGUAUCAGCAAACUAUGAAACAUAUGGAAUAUAUUUUAUAUUUUAGUUUCUGUUACUCAUCAAGAGUAAAGUAUCAUUUGUAAAGUUGUAAAGAGGUAGAGUUGUUAGUGAAUAGCUCUAUUUGAGUAAUAUUCUAAUCCAGAUUACUAGAAGCAAGAACUACUUAACUAAGUAAAAAAAAGUAAAAUAAAUGACUUUAAGGCCAAAAUGAAGGUCAGUAAAUCCAAAAUGUAUGAUUACAAGAACUUUGAAACCAUCAAAAACGUUAUGAUGGUGAAACUGGCACUCAUCAGGACCACCCCAUGAAAGGAAGAGAGUUUCUUUAUACUCUGGAUCACUUCACUAUUCAUUUACUAUGGAGGAAAUAAUUAUAGGACCCAAAUCAAAUCAAGAAUAAAAGUAGGUGAAAUUUUCUUCCGCCAAUAAAAGUAGUCCCAUCCGUUCGGAGUACAGCAGUGAACCGGUUGAUGGGAGGAUGUUUUUUUCUCUUUCUCUUUUGCAUGGCCUGAUGAUCCUUGGAGCUUGGCUAUAGAAGACAGGAUGGGAUAGAUUUGCUUGUUGUGUGUAUGAUAAAUAAUGUAUGUACUGUAAAUGCCUUAAUAACGAGAGAAAUGCGUUUGCACUUUUCUGCAUUCACAUCCCACACUUUUUCAGAGAGGGUUCAGAGGAGGAGACGCCAUACCGAGCUAACCGCUAACCUACCGCAACCGUCCGAGCUGCUACUUCCAUACAGUGGUGUUCUCUAAAUAAGCCAAAUAAAGCCAUUUACCAACCAAAA
This is a messenger RNA of Astyanax mexicanus (Mexican tetra), 7958 nucleotides long. RefSeq lists its product as uncharacterized. Lineage: Eukaryota; Metazoa; Chordata; Actinopteri; Characiformes; Acestrorhamphidae. The transcript has 4 exons. The record is from RefSeq and is a predicted model, not a curated record. The coding region runs from base 207 to 1967 and encodes 586 amino acids.